Lutra lutra (Eurasian river otter) is the source of this 1530-nucleotide messenger RNA. It is a transcript of the gene ING4, whose product is annotated as inhibitor of growth family member 4. Gene Ontology annotation, cellular component: nucleus. The transcript has 8 exons. Gene Ontology annotation, biological process: positive regulation of apoptotic process; regulation of DNA-templated transcription. NCBI's taxonomy places the organism in Eukaryota, Metazoa, Chordata, Mammalia, Carnivora, Mustelidae. Bases 251 to 919 code for a protein of 222 amino acids. The record is from RefSeq and is a predicted model, not a curated record.
UGGGGAAUGACCUGAGUCAAGGCUGCAAUAAGGCGAACAUGGGCCAGAAAGUAUAAAGUAGGAAUAGGAGUUGUGUGAUAGGAAGUUACCAGAUGGUUAUAAAGCAGGAGGGUGAUUUGACGAGAUUUGCAUUUUUUAAGAGACUCUUCUGACUGUGAUACAGAGAGCAGAUUGGAAGUGUGUGUGUGAUGAGUGGAGGAUACCAGGUAUCGAAAACCUCCCCUUCGAACUGCAGAGAAACUUUCAGCUCAUGAGGGACCUGGACCAAAGAACAGAGGACCUGAAGGCUGAAAUUGACAAGUUGGCCACUGAGUAUAUGAAUAGCGCCCGCAGCCUGAGCUCCGAGGAAAAAUUGGCCCUCCUCAAACAGAUCCAGGAAGCCUAUGGCAAGUGCAAGGAAUUUGGUGACGACAAGGUGCAGCUUGCCAUGCAGACCUAUGAGAUGGUGGACAAACACAUUCGGCGACUGGACACAGACCUGGCCCGUUUUGAGGCUGAUUUGAAGGAGAAGCAGAUUGAGUCCAGUGACUAUGACAGCUCUUCUAGCAAAGGCAAAAAGAAAGGCCGGACUCAAAAGGAGAAGAAAGCUGCCCGUGCUCGUUCCAAAGGAAAAAACUCAGAUGAAGAAGCUCCCAAAGCUGCCCAGAAGAAGUUGAAACUUGUGCGCACAAGUCCUGAGUAUGGGAUGCCCUCAGUGACCUUUGGCAGUGUCCACCCCUCUGAUGUGUUGGAUAUGCCUGUGGAUCCCAACGAACCCACCUAUUGCCUUUGUCACCAGGUCUCCUAUGGAGAGAUGAUUGGCUGUGACAACCCUGAUUGUUCCAUCGAGUGGUUCCACUUUGCCUGUGUGGGGCUGACGACCAAGCCUCGGGGGAAGUGGUUCUGCCCACGCUGCUCCCAGGAACGCAAGAAGAAAUAGAUAGGGGCAAUGGAUUCCCACGGUUUCUUCCACAUCCCUGGACCCAGGCUAGUGGGGAGAGGAAAGCCUGUGCUGGGGCUCGGGGGCCCAGGGAGAGUGGAUGGCACAGUGUAGUCAUCCUUUCUCCUCCCCUCUCCCCACUCCUGGUGCUGAGGCUGCAUCCAAACCCUGGUAGGGAGGGGUGCCGCAGCCGCUAAACAUCUGUGCUCUCAUUGUCUGCCCCCCUCAGAGGGAAGUGGUCUUGCCCACUGUCCUUUUGCCUCCUGCUGAGGUUGGUGCUGUAUUUCCAAGGGAUGGUCCUCUUCACUCCCCUUGCUUUGUAUUUAAAGACUGGGGCAGUAGCAUGGGGGCACUCCCUAGCCCUCCUGACUCCCUCCCCCUGUAGGGGGGGGGGUCUCUGGUGUGAUAAACUCUCUUUGUUCUCUUCCUGCUUUUUCCACGGUGGGGGCUCCCCCAGAGCAUCUGGGCUGUGGCCUUAGUUGAAGGGGCACCCCUUCCUCUGUGCCAAGAGGAUUCAUCCUGGCUUUGUGAAUGGGAGAGGGGGCAAGGCGGAGUGCACGUAACUCACGUGUAAAGGAACUUGAGUAGGUGAAUAAAAGCUAUCCAUGUUG